Messenger RNA from Rhododendron vialii, 1163 nucleotides. Its product is annotated as ycf3-interacting protein 1, chloroplastic. The record is from RefSeq and is a predicted model, not a curated record. The transcript is spliced from 6 exons. Gene Ontology annotation, cellular component: chloroplast thylakoid membrane. Lineage: Eukaryota; Viridiplantae; Streptophyta; Magnoliopsida; Ericales; Ericaceae. Bases 211 to 1017 code for a protein of 268 amino acids. Gene Ontology annotation, biological process: photosystem I assembly; response to photooxidative stress.
CCCUUGAACUCUUAACACUAUCAUUUGUUCGCUGCAGAUUUCCAAUUCUGUUGCUGAAAAUGCAAUCGUAGCUCUUUCUGCACCUCUCUCUCUCUCUCUCUCUCUCUCUCUCUCAGCGCACACACACACUGUUCCACUCACUCAGUUGUUUAGUUUAGCUGGCAAUUUGAACGCUUUCGACACAUACCAGGCAGUAGGCAUUGGAUAAGGAUGCCGACGACCACGGCUUUGCAACUGCUUCAACCGCCUCUGUCAUCCUUCUUAUUACCCUCCACUUCCUCUCUCCAAUCUUUACACCACCAUUGCCAAAAGACCAUCUGCGGCGGCCUUAGGAGGAGGAGGAGCAUUUCUGGACUUGUGUUUGUGGGUAAGGAAGAUACCCAACUCCGUGUUACCUCCACCGAAUCUGAUGAUCAGGCCGCCGCCCCAGCCACCGCCGAUGAUGCCGAUGAUGAUGAUGAUGAUGACGACGACCCAAGUCCCCAAGACCUCGAAGACGUUGCCCAAAUCAAAAGAGUCUUGGAGCUUCUCAGGAAAAACAGAGACAUGAUAUUCAGUGAGGUAAAAUUGACUAUAAUGAUAGAGGACCCAAGAGAAGUGGAGCGAAGGAGGCUUCUUGGCAUUGAUGAUUCUGAAGCUCCAACAAGGGACGACUUAGCUGCCAUCUUGGAAGAAGUCAAUGAAGGAAAAAUACCGAAGAAUCGGGUUGCUCUUAGGAUGCUGGCUGAAGAGAUGGCCCAAUGGCCUAAUCUAGAGGUUGAAGUAACGAAGAAGAAGAAGAAGCCGGGCAAAUCCCCAUAUGCGAAAACUACAGACACUGGUAUUGAGCCUGAAGUGGCUGCUAAGAGACUGAAUAUCGAUUGGGAUUCAGCUGCUGAUAUCAAGGAAACUGACGUCUCUGACGACGCCGAAUUGCCUUCAAUUUUGGGCUUUGGAGCACUAUACCUAGUGACAGCAUUUCCAGUCAUAAUUGGUAUUUCUGUAGUGCUAAUUCUCUUCUAUAAUUCUCUCCAGUAACAAUUUUACCAUUAAGUUUUGAUGUAUAUUCUCUUGGCUUUGAAUGAAUGAUCAAAGUGUUAAAACUCUCAAAAAAAGAAGUGUUAAAACUCCACGUGCGUAUGUAUAUCGGAAUGGAGAAAUAAAUGGUGAUUGAUUUUGAUCAA